GGCUGGCCCGGGCGGCGGGCGGCCGCGGUAUGUCAUGCAGGUGGCGGCCAAGGACGGGCAGCUGCUCUCCUCCGUGGUGCGGACUCUCGCCACACAGAGGGCCGCCACCCACCAGACGAGGCUGCCCGGGAUCCCAUUCAACCUGGCCCUGAGUGCCUCCAUGGGAUGGGGCACCCACAGCUUCUCUAGGAUGCUGAGAGAGAAUGCAGGAGAAUUGGCUGCGGGAGGAAAGUGCUGGACAUGGCAUUCCCUUCCCAGGCUGCUCUUAUCUACUCUUGGGCAUCUGGUGGGGGACUGUCCCAAGGAAUGCAGUCCCUUCAAUGACCGCCCGAUGUGCAGGAUCUGCCAUGAGGGCAGCAGUCAGGAAGACCUGCUUUCUCCUUGCGAGUGUAUGGGGACACUGGGGACCAUCCACCGCAGCUGUCUGGAGCACUGGUUGUCCUCGUCCAACACUAGCUUCUGCGAGCUCUGCCACUUCAGGUUUGCAGUGGAGCGCAAACCCAGGCCGCUGGUAGAGUGGCUGAGGAACCCGGGUCCCCAGCAUGAGAAGCGGACUCUCUUCGGAGACAUGGUGUGUUUCCUGUUCAUCACUCCACUGGCAACUGUCUCUGGCUGGCUGUGCCUGCGGGGAGCUGUGGACCACCUGCACUUCAGCAGUAGGCUUGAAGCUGUCGGCCUCAUUGCACUCACUGUUGCACUCUUCACCAUUUACCUCUUUUGGACCUUAGUAUCAUUUAGAUAUCACUGUAGAUUAUACAACGAAUGGCGUCGGACCAACCAGCGGGUGAUACUCCUUGCCCCCAAGUCUGCCAACAUUCCCUCCAACCAGCAGUCCCUGCUGGGCCUGCCAUCAGUCAAAAGGAACUCAAAGGAGACAAUCGUUUGAUUUGGGCCAUUCUGCUCUGAGGCUGUGCACUAAGGACAUUUGCCUCAAACUCACUAUGCUCAAACACCAUGCAGAACCCAGCAGUGUGCUAUCCUGAUGCACAGACUCUUCAUGAAGAAGGAAAUUGCUAUCUGAAUUCAAAUGCUGGACGCUGCAGUCCUAUUUGCUAAGCUACCAAAUGUGUUUAUUUAGCAGAUACUGUGUGGAAGCUGAUGUUAAUAUUUGCAUCAUCA
Molecule: messenger RNA, 1119 nt
Organism: Lagopus muta (rock ptarmigan)
Lineage: Eukaryota; Metazoa; Chordata; Aves; Galliformes; Phasianidae
Gene: MARCHF3
Product: membrane associated ring-CH-type finger 3
Exons: 5
Coding region: 35-886 (283 amino acids)
Biological process (GO): protein ubiquitination
Molecular function (GO): zinc ion binding; ubiquitin-protein transferase activity
Source: RefSeq, a predicted model, not a curated record